Messenger RNA from Caenorhabditis sp. 36 PRJEB53466, 9570 nucleotides. The record is from the annotation of a GenBank genome assembly. NCBI's taxonomy places the organism in Eukaryota, Metazoa, Nematoda, Chromadorea, Rhabditida, Rhabditidae.
AUGCCGAAUGGCAAUGAGACAGCUUUGUCACAAGGAUCUCAGGAUCCAAACAGAUCGGAGGAUAACAGUCCCGGAUCAUCAAUCAAACAGGUAUUUGAUAAAGUACACCCAUAAACUCCCAAGAAAUCGAAUGUUUCAGAUGGUGCAUCAGCCGUCAGCCAACUCGCAUACCACUUCACAAGAGGCGAUCACGACAAAUCAGGUAUAUUCAAAAUUUUCUCGUUUCAGAUUUUUUAGCUUUUGUUUUCAGGCGAGAAAAAUGAAAAACGCUCCGUCUUCUUCGACAUCUCAACAGGCCGUUCCACAGCAGACAAAAGCAAAGGCUAAGAAAAAGGCUCGAGUCCAAUUCUGAAGACGGAUUGAUUAAUCCAGUGUUUUCCAGACGGUUCCAAAGAAAAAAGUCGAGACAGAUUCGUCUCCGGAACCGAAUUCACUCAAUGUGCAUGAGAAAGGCGAUGAUCAGCCUCCGAGAGCCCGUCAACAGUCGCCUUCUCCUUCUCCUUCUCCUCUUUCGGACAAUGUGGCUCAGGUCUGUCAAUAAAAGAAUCCGGAAUUCCGUAAUAUUAUUUUUCAGCCACUGCCUUACUCACUUUAUCGGGAACUACUCGCCCGCAUACCUCAUGAGAGAUCGGGACCGUUAGAAUAUGUGCCAGAGAUGCGCUCGAGUUCUCCAAUCGUGGAAGAGUCUUCUUCGGAACAUUCUCCUAGUAGAGAACACUCACAAGAAAUAAGUUCCAAUGAGGUAUGAGAAAUAUCAGGAUUGCUCAAAAUCAUUAUUGACCGUUUUCAGUCUUCGAGAAACUCUUCAUUCUGUGAUGAUAGCUCUCCAGUCAGAAAUGGAACUUCUGCGGUUCGAGAUUCAAGCUCUGAGCGUGAACCCGCUCCGAAUUAUGAAGUCGAAAUUGAAAUCAAGGAUCCGGAAGAAGGAACGGCUGAGCACUUGGAAGAAGAGGACCAGGAACUGCCUCCGGAACUCGAGAUGGAGCAACCGAUUGCGACUUCCAGUGCUGCUACAACCCGAAAGCGGCGCAGUCAACGUCAAAAAGACAGUAGAAAUAAGAUCAGAAGAAGUGAAGACCGGCCGGAGACUGAUGAAGAUUCUCGAGAGUCCAGCAUGCCUCGUCUCGAUAUGUAUGGAAGCGUAGGUGAUGUCCCAUCUACGUCUGAGCGACCGGAAUGCGAAGAAACGACGAGGAUGGUCCAGUCGGCGAUUCUGGGGUCAGUGGAAAUGGAGCCAGAAACGGUCGUUGAAGAACCGAUAAAGCAGGACUAUCGAGAACACUCUCCUCCAGUUUACAUUACUCUCCAACCGGUGCAGUUCUUGUGGAAUGAAGCAGCUGACUUCGUCGAAACGGUCGACGCAGAAUCAGAAGAGUUGGCCGUUCUUCCACAUGAUUCCCGGAACUCUCUGUUCCUGUUGUCUUGGAGGGUCAACGAGUGCCGUUUUUCUGGAAUGCGGCCGCCUUGGCCGAUGAGGAAACAACUGGCGAUGAAAAAGGAAUGAUGAAGAAGGCAACGGAGGUCAACGGAGCAUCUGAUCCAGUGGGAGACAUCCGUGUCGAACAGCCGGAAAUCAAAAUAGUCGCUGGAGAACUCAAGGAGUUGGAAAGCAGUCCAGUCGAAGAGGACAGUCAGUUGGAUCUCAACCACUCUCCGUCGAUUCAAGAGGAGCAGCCAGAAUUGGAGCGCCGAAAGAAACGAGAAGUCAACUAUGGUCACAUUUUGUCGCAGCCCUCUCAAGAAUUCUCAAUUGUGAAAGCAAAGCGAGACGAGGCGGUUUAUACGGAUCACUCUGCUUCGGUUGAACUUCAACUGGUGCAGUCGGUGUCCAAGAGCGAUGUUGUGGACGGGGAACAGAAACGAGAGGAGACGUCGGCCCGAUUCCCGUGGAAGAGUCCAGUGAAAGAGCUCCAAGUCGACCAUCCGGAAACGGCUUUUCUCUGGAAUGCUGGCUGUAAAUCUGGAAAAACUUAUGAGACUCCAUCACACAAGGAGGCUUCUGAACCAGUGGAAGAUGAUGUGCCUACUCUACCACAAUGGGGCCCUAUUGGAAAAGUGGCUGAAGACGAGAACGAAUACGGAGACCGCAGCGAUCACAAUGGCACUUUGGGAGGGCGAGAUGGAGGUGAAGAAAUGAAAGGGAAGAAGACAAUCAGUCUGUGGAUGAUACUUCUCUUGCAUCUUUAAUGGAGAAUGAAAUUGAAUUGGAAGAUAGUGUCGAACAAGAAUUCAUCCCCGUAAUCGAUCCAUCAAAGCAAAAUCCACCCGAUGAACUAGAAAAACUCGACGAUAAAGAGCCAGAAGACCACUCAAUAGACACAGGAAAUCCUUCAGAAGGUGAGAUUGAACGCGGGCUAGUGAUAGAUCUUACCUCAUUCCUUUCAGAAGAUCCGGAGCCUCAGAAUCCGAUAGUUCCCGAGUGUGUCCAAUCAGUUCAUGAGCAGUCAGAUGAUCGGUGUGCUUCUGAUGGAAUGGCUGUGCAAGAAGACGUCGAGGAGGAACGAUCAGAUUCGAAGAGCAACGCGACACCCAAGGAGAGCUCAGUGAAGCAAGCGGGGGAAUCAGAAGGUCAAAUCAACGAGCGAGAAGCUUGGGAGAAUUCAGGAAACGUGCAAGAAGCUGUCAAGGACAUGGCGGAAGGAGAGCAGAAAGAGCACGCUGAUGAUGGAGACGCCUCGGACGAUCGCGAAGAAAUAUCUUCAGCGAUUUCAGCGUCGCCCUGCCUUGAAGCCGUGGCACAGGAAAUGGAAUCAGAUGGGCCAACCACAGAUGCUCCCACGUCUUCUAACCGUCUGGUUCCCUACGAAGAGUCUGAAGACGAAGACGACGAGCAGAGACCAUCCGAGAAAGUCGAAGAGGACAAGGAAGUAGAAGUGAAAGAAAUAAUAUUGAUGCACUUCAACGGAGACGAUCAAGUGGAAGAAGUCAGCUACAACGACUUCCCCGACUUUUCAAAUGAAUCGAGUUCUGACAUCGAUGAUGAGACCGAGGACUCGGAUUCAGAUGAAAUAGAAGAGCCGGAAGACGACAAACCGGAGGAGCCUGAAGCGGAUUUCGAUGAAAAUGGGCAAAUCGAAGAAGCAGCGGUCGAAGAUGAAAGUUUGGAGAUGCCAGAAGAUACCUUCACUACCCGAAAGCGCGGUUCUUCGGAAGACGAAAAAACGGAGGAACGGCCGGUGAAGAUCAUGAAGGUGGACAGAUCAGGAGAUGAGGAGAGUUCGGAGGACAGUCAGGAAUUGGAGGAGGGAGAGCUCGUUGAAGAGGUCGAUUCUUAUCAAGAAGCGGUGGAGCAGGAGGAGGUCCCAGAAGAAGGAGAGAUUGUCGAAGGGCUCGAGCAGAAUUCAGAACCGGCGGAUCUGGAGGUCCAAGAAGAAGGAGAGCUCGUCAAAGAUCUUACGAACAGUCCAGAACCGGUGGAUCGAGAGGACUUCCAAGAAAAUGGAGAGAUCUUCGAAGAGCUCGAGCAGAAUCCAGAACCGGCUGAUCAGGAGGUCCUAGAAAAAGGAGAGAUCGUCGAAGGGCUCGAGAAGAGCCCAGGACCAGAGGAUCAGGAGGAGGUCCCUGAAGACGGAGAGAUCGUCGAAGAGCUCGAGCAGAAUCCAGAACCGACGGAUCGGGAGGAAAUCCCAGAAGAAGGACAGCUCAUCGAAGAUCUUGAGGAGAAUCCAGAACCGGUGGAUCGAGAGGAGUUCCAAGAAAAUGGAGAGAUCGUCGAAGAGCUCGUGCAAAAACCAGAACCGACGGAUCGGGAGGAGGUCCCAGAAGACCCAGGAGAAGGACAUAUUGCCAAAGAGCUUAAAACGGUUGAGGAGGAAGAGUUCAAUGAAGAAAGAGAGCUCGCAGCAGAUCAACUGGAUCAACAUCCUCUGAGCCCACCCCCGAAUCAGCAGGACGAUCAGAGAUUAAAGGCAAUUGCGGACAUUAAAAGAAGUCUCCUUAUUGGAUACGUGCCUGCAGAGAAGGAAACUUCGGCGAGCAUCGCUUUCAGAGCGUAUCACCUCAACCCGAUCUACGGAUCAUAUGUAUUUUCCGAGCCUCCAGACGAUGUUACCAGCUGCCAGAAAUCCGCUUUGAAAAAGUUUGAUGUCGCGGUCGAGAGUCUGCCGUGCUCGGAAGAGACGAUCCACCGGAUCAUAAUUGGUAUCGACCCGUCAUGGAUCCCGUCGAAAAGUGACGGAAGGAGUUCAGAAGCGAGAUCGGCGAGGCUCCAGACCCCGGUCCAGAAGAUGGAGCCGGUUGUCGCCCGCGCAGAACCCAAAAACAGAGAGUGAGUGGCACACGUAGGAAUUAGAGCAUUAUAGCAAUUUUUUUCAGGCCGACAGGUGCCCAGCUCCAGAAAUUGGUGGAACUGAACGAGUCCGGACGGAUGUUCGCGAAGACGGAUCAGAUGGAGAUGGACUACGGGUGUCGCAAGACGCGCUCGGGGAAGCAUAUGAAAGGUGAGAAGGAGCCAGUCGUUGUGCAAGUCGAACGCCCGAAAAAGAAGCCGAGGAGAAGUGGAAGAGGUAGAAUUUUUCAUUAAAUAACCGCGAAGAAAUGGGUGGCCACUGGCCAGACACGUAGAUGAGAAUAGAGAGCGCCGAGACGCGACGCCACCCCGGACAAUGACGAAUGGGCGUCUGUCGUCUCUUCUCUCGCACCGCGCGUUUCUUUUUCCAAUUCUGCCUUGUCUUUGCAAAAAAGAAAGGAAAUAAAUACCUUUCUUUUCUUUGUUCACCGAAACAUUUUUCCUCGUGUUUAGUCGAGAAAAAAACGGUUUUUAUCGUUCGGCUGCAACAAAAUAGGUAUUUUUCAGGAAGAAAGAAUCACGGCCGAGACUCGUCGUCCGAAGGUGUGAGUUAAAUUGAUUCGGAUUGAAUUUUUAUUGUUUUUUUUUGUAAAAUGUGAAUAAAUUGUUCCAGAAUAACCAGCAAGAAUUGAAAAACUAACCAUGUGUUUCCUGCCACAAUUAUCUAUUCAAAAAACAGGAAAAGAACGAUGUUACUGCACAUCUUUGUUUGUCGUUUUUCAAAUCACACCUCCAUCCCUCGGAUUUAUUAGUUAAUGACACGUAUAAUUUCAAAGUAAAUGCGCUCUGCUGAGAAACGUCUCCGUUUCGGCGCUACAACAGAAUAGAACUCGCACGGAAUAGAACUGUUACGAUUUGGAACGAGUGCGAGUUCCGAAUAGUAACAGUUCUAUUCUGUGCGAGUUCUAUUCCGUUGUAGUGUCUUCCAUUUCUGAUCUACGAAUUCAAGUUAAUUUUAUUUACUCUUCCAAUUUUUAAACCAAGCGCAUCAUUUUUUUCAGACAAUGAGUGACUCGAUAAAAAUCGCAUUGACUUUCCGACUCGCUGCGAGACCUAUUGAAAAAUGGUGUUGUGCGCCUUUAAAGUACGGUCACUCCGAGUAAUCGAAUCUCAAUUCAAAAUCCGAAAUUCAGUUGUUUUUAAUUGAACACUCAAUUUUACAUAUUUCCAAAUUUAAAAAUUAAUGAAAUUGGCUUUACGCCGUUUUUCAUUAAAAAUUUUUAAAAAUUCAAGAAACGCACAAUUCGAAAAUAUUUUAUCUUGAAUUUCCCAUUAAGUAAGAAAUUUACGAUCGUUACCAGACUCUGUCCUCUUGCAACCCUUUCACGCGUCAUACAUCCCCGCCGGCUGCGAAAAUCGAUAAUUUGCAGAUGACCGGCCGUCAAGCAGAACUCGGCCGCCGUUCGAAGACGUCUGCGUCCCGUUUCACCCCCGAAUCACAAAGACGACCACGAUCGAUGAAUCGCUUCCAGCACUUGAAUGCGGACGGAACGGAGCCUGGUCCGAGCAAUGCUUCGAUGCCAAUGGUCCGUCUGUUUCUACCGAUUUUGUAAAGAAUAAAAUAUUUUAUUUUUCAGUCGCCGAUUGUCGAAGGGAAAACUUGUCCGAAAGAAGAAAGUCGAAAGAGGAAGACGAAGACGCCUCUAAGAAGAACAUACGAGCUGGACUCGGACGACGACGACUACGGAAUCGGAGACAUGCCGAUCAGUGACGAUCUGACGUUUUGGGUGAGUACGAACACAGUUUCGAUUACGAAAAAAAACUAUAAAAUUGCUUCCAGAUCACUGAAGAACAUUCCGGUUACUACCGAAGGGCACUCGCGAAUGUGGAGCAGCUGCUCAAGUUGGCACCGCCCGAAAUCGCAAAGUUCCACAGUAAUGAGGAAGACGGAGAAUUGAGACUGCCGUCCAAAAUCCAAAUUGGUCGGUACCUCAUUUCGUCGUGGUACGGAUCUCCGUUCCCGAUAGAAUACAUUUACAUGAAGAAGGUGAUCGCAUGCGAAUAUUGUCUAGCUUACACCGGCUCCGAUCUCGUAAUGAAGCGACACGUUGAUCGAUGCAAAACCAGGGGUCCGCCCGGAAAAGAAAUCUAUCGAGACGUGGAAAGAAACAUUUCGGUGUUUGAAGUGGAUGGAUGCAUUCAAAAGUAAGUCGGAAAAUGACGAUAGAAACUGAAAAAAAACAAUAAUUUCAGAUACUACUGCCAGCGCUUGUGUCUUAUCGCGCGCCUCUUCCUCUCGAGCAAGACAGUCUUUUACGAUACGGAGCCAUUUCUGUUCUACGUCGUGACGGUUAACGACGCGGAAGGAUGGCGCCUCGCCGGCUACUUCAGCAAGGAGAAGUACGAGCCGGAUCUAAACAAUCUGAGUUGCAUCAUGAUCCUGCCGCCGUUCCAGUCGAUGGGUCUCGGCCGCGUUCUCAUCGACCUCAGCUACGCCCUCUCGCGACGGGAAGAAUGGUUCGGCGGUCCGGAGCAGCCGCUCUCCGAGCACGGACUCGCCGCCUACGGAAAGUACUGGAGAGCCGCCAUUUUCAAGCUGUUUAGCCUCGAACGCGUAUUCGUGGCCAUCGAACAUGAUUACGCGUGGAGUGUGCAAGGUCAGUAUCUUCUUUUUCAUCGUUUUCAAAGCUGGUUUGUUGCAGACGUCAGCGAUGAGACGGGCAUUCACGCACAAGACUGUCUCCAGAUGCUCGAACUCCUUGGAUGGCUCCAAGUGAACGAAAAGAAAGGACCGGACGCUACGGGAACAUAGUAAGCUUCAUUCUUCUGGGUGUCGUGAGUUAUAUUGCUAUUUUUACAGCUCUAUGUACUGGGAUGUCGACUGGGAUUUGGUGGAAAAGUGCCACAACAACCCGUCUUACUUCGAUGAGAAACUGCUUGACGUUGGUUUUUUCAGCGCAACUUUUUCUUUACCAAAUCGUGAAUGUUUUCAGUGGAAGCCUCGAAAGUACACACCCGCCAUGGACGGCUUCUUCGAGCUCACCCGAGCUGAUGUGGAGGAGGACGAGGAGAAGAAGCGGCUGCGACAGGAGCAGCAGACGCCCCCGCAUCAGCAGCAGAAUCUGGAGCAGUCGACGCCGGCCACUGCGUCGAGCCUUCCCAUUGGAUCUGUGAAAAAAGUGCGUAAGAAAUUGCCGUGGCGUCCCAGAGUGAGACGGAUUCGGCGAUGAAUGCAUGUUCUCUUUUUAUGUGCUUUUUCUCGGUUCAAGGAUUCAACAUUCUCCGUUUUACCCUCUCGAUGUACUAUUCAAUUGGCUCCUUUAAAUGUCUAAGACAGCAAUCUAUAUUUUAUAAACUGUUUUCUGUCUAUUUGCAUGUUCUUUGCACGCUCUUCACGGUUCGAAUUGCAAACAAUUGACAUGAUUUAAGGGAGGAAGACGACAGACACAAAGCCGAAGUGUGAGAAGAGAUCUGAAGAAGGAGCUGACGAAGCGGGUGACGGUUUCGGAUGAGAUUUCCGAUUCUUCUGGUGACGAGGAAUCGCCGAAGAGCAGGAAAACGAGCCAGAAGAGGAAACGAUGUGCAGGUACUUGAAAUUGGGAAUUCGCAGAGUGUAAAACAUGUAAUUUUCAGAUUCCGCUCCGAAGAAAGGGGAACGACGUCCCGAUUCUCCAGAUGAGGACGACGAUGCCCCCGGACCCUCUUCCCGUCGGGGCCACAUAGCCCCGGACAAGAAGCAGCCAACUGCAGAAAAGAAGCCGUCAUCUUCAUCGGGGAAAGGAAAGAAUCGAACAGAGAAAGAGGAAGAUCUGGAAAAGAAGUCGGAGGAGGAUACUGCUCCGAUUGUGCAGAAGAAAGUGCAGGAAAAACCGAAGCGGAAGAAAGGAAGGCCAGUGAAGAUGAAGAAGAGAUUCGGAAUACACAAUAGAAUGAAGGCGGCGGCCGAAGCGGCGGCGGCAAAGAAGCUUCAGGCGACGAACGAAGAGAUUCCAGCGAAAAAGGAUGAGAAAGAGCCGGAGACUUCUGAAGCAACUGCUGAAGUGGUAGAGCCCAAACCGGAUGAGGAGCAAGAAAAGAGUGAUGGGGAGGAAGGGCCGGAGAUAGAUUUGGACGUCGAGGAAGAAGAACUGGUUAGAGUGAGUUCAGAAGAGAAAAAAUGACAAUCAAACAGAAAAUUUUCAGAAUUACAUGAUCGGAACGCCGGCAUCCUACCAUUCGGAGACUGAAGAGCUCUCUCCGCCGCCAGCUCAACACUUUGGAAGCCAAGAGCACGUCGAAGAGAACGACGCCGCGCCGCCGCUGCUCGUCUCCGAAGUCGCAAAUCUCCACGUCUCACAGCCGGAAGAGGUGACGGCGGUCGAAGAAGCAUCGCCCCCGCUCGUCGAGGACUACACUUCGGAGGACGACGAUGCUCCGCCGAGACUGUCCCCGCAGUACGGAAAGCAGGAGGAUCAUGUGCCUGUGGAGGAAGUACCGGUGGACGAUAAUACAGUCGAAAGCAGCAAAGGAAUGCAGUACCACGACCCCUUGGGAUCUUCCUCCUCGAUGCACAUGACUCAUUCCAAUCAGAUGUACUCUCAUCACGGCCCAAGCUCCCACCAGCCCCAAACCACACCGGGUUCGGGGGGAAUUCCCUCAUGCGGACGAGCUGUCGAGCAGUUUAUGAGUCCGAUCGCCGGAAUGCCUACUUCUGUGUCAUCUGUCCAUUCUGUGCACAACAAUUCCAUCGAAAUGGCCGCAAGACCGGCAUCACUUCAACAGCAACCGCAGCAGUUCGAUAUGGGAGGACCCGUGAUAGCACAGGUGAAAAAGAGAAGUGGUUGGGAAAUAAUGUCCAAUUUCAGAUGGCCCCAACCAACGGCGUGAUGAACAGCACUGCUCAAAUCGAACAGCAGAACCAGCUAAUGAUGCAGCAGCACGGCUUCAACAAUCCUCCCGCUCCGAUCGUACCAACUUCCGCGCCAGAACCUGGACGUCGUCGCUCUGAUGGCUCGCGGAAAAGAGCACCGAGAGCUCAGCCGCCGGUGCCGGCCCCAAACACAAUCCCGCCAAUGCAACAAAAUGCGUUCCCAAUGGCUCCGAUGCCCGGCUUUCCGUACUAUCCCUAUCCCGCGCCGUACGGAACCGCCUAUCCGAUGUGGGACCCGAGCGUCUACUCGUUCAACCCGUACUACCAACCCACCAUGCAUCCACAAAUGAAUCAAACGGCGUAUCAGCAACAAUUCAUGGCCUACCAGCAGCAGUACAAUCCGGGCGGUCAGAAUGCAGGGACGGCGGCGAACCAGCCGCAGAACCCGGCAGUUUAUCCGCCAAACUGGUUCCAAAAUCAGAAUAUGCGCUAA